Molecule: messenger RNA, 3909 nt
Organism: Cyclocybe aegerita
Lineage: Eukaryota; Fungi; Basidiomycota; Agaricomycetes; Agaricales; Hemipholiotaceae
Source: the annotation of a GenBank genome assembly
AUGGCCGCUCCAACACACCCGCCGCCCCUCCCAUACUCCCAGGCAAACCCCAUCGAUCUCACCGGCGACGACAGCGACGACGACCAGCCCACCAUCGACCACUAUGUCGCCGCCAGAUAUGCCAAACGCCCUCGCACAGAUCCUCCGCGACCCCCCUUCCCCGACUAUGCUCAAUCGCCAUUUGUCAACCCCCCCUCUCCUGCGACAAUGAACUCGACGAUGUUCCCUUUCACUGCGCGCUCUCCCCAGCCCUCGCUGUCCACACCUUCUAUAUUUGCUCCGCAGACUCAGCACCACUUCUCUGCCUUUACAACACCACUCACCCAGUCAACAUAUCGGCCGGCAUUUGCACCACCUUUGCCCUAUCUCGCGCCACGCCCAGACCAGUUCCUUCCUUCGCCGCCUAGAAACCCUGCUUAUCAGCCCAUUCGCCAGCCGGAGCCCAUUCCCUCGCCCGUGCCGGAGCGUCAAGUUAUAGACCUCACAGACUCACCCUCCCCGCCGCCCACAACCCCGCCACGUCAAUCAUCUCAGCCGCCGCUGCCCGCCGAACUGCCGCCUAAGACGCCCGUUUGCAUCGGCCAACUUUCCGUGACUGCCUUGGUUCUUUAUCCGGUUCAGUUUUUGGCGCCCCGGAAUCCAGGAGAAACCGAAUGGGCGUAUGUGAGACUGCAGUACGAACAUAAUCCCAACAAGCCCGCGAGCAAGGAAACUAUCCAUAUCCGCGCGCCGUCCGCAAAGAGCGCGGAUGGCGAAACUUUACCAGGGGACAACUUUGGCGUCAUCGAGCAGAAAGUAGCGGAUUCACUAGGGCCUAUGCUGGGGAAGGGUUUGAUUCGAUUGGAUGCGAAGAUUCGUAAAGGGACUGGGAACUUGCCCAUUCUACCCCUUCAAAUGCUGGUUUACACGCCCAAAGGCAAUAUACCCGUCGUUGGAAAUUAUCUCCGACAAUGCAGUCUGCUCCUCGACCAUCCUACCCCUCCUUGCGAUAUGCAACGCUUGUCACAGUAUCAUUAUUUCAAUCCACACGAUCCACCUGCAGAAGGGCAUAAUCGCACUAUCAUGGCCAACAAUAGACUGAAUGUUCUUACGCAAAGGGACCAAUCGCGGUGGAUCACGCCCUCCUCGAGUUCUAAAAGUGUUGAGGUGCAGAGAAGUCAGGUCGAUGAACUAUUUCAGAGCAUAAAGGACGAUGAUGGAUUGUCUGAGACUGAGCCAAGCCCUGAAGUUGCAACCAAGCUAUACCCUCAUCAGAAGAAGGCUCUAACUUUCCUUCUAGAACGGGAAAGAGAACAACCCGGGGCUGAUGGGUUUUCGUCCUUAUGGCAAAGGAAGAUACAUCCCUUGACUCAACGGCCCUCCUGGUUGCAUCUCGUUACGCAGAAGGAAGUGUAUGAACCACCUCAGGAAGCCAAAGGCGCCAUUUUGGCCGACGAUAUGGGUCUCGGCAAAACCAUUACUUGCGUCUCCCUGAUAGCCAAUACCCUUGAGUCAUCUCUUGACUUUGCAGUGACUCCUCUAGACCCCCCGCCUCCACCCCCACCUCGAAUCGACGACGAACCAGACGUGUCUCAUUUUGCCGGCAGUGUAUGGGGAAUGCCUGAUACCAGCGGGGCCAAUUCGACAUCUGCGAAGGGGAAGGCAAAGGCGGAAAAGGUGCAGGAGAAGCUCGAAGCCGACUAUGCCAGGUGUUGCCGGAUUAAAGCUCGGAGUCGUGCGACAUUAAUCGUCUGCCCACUGUCGACGGUCUCGAAUUGGGAGGAUCAAUUCCGCGAACACUGGAGAGGUGAAGUUAUGGUCAUUGGAGGAAAUGGGGCCUGUUUAGGACAUUCCUCUUCAUGUACGCCGUCCCAUACCCCCAGUGGCUCGCAGACGCCAAUGGUCAUCGACGAUAAGCCGAAGGACGACAGACCUAAGCGCGUUCGCGAGGGACGACCACUGCGCGUCUACGUUUAUCACGGCAAUGCUCGUCGGCCUGAUCCUGCUUUCCUAGGCGAUUUCGACGCUGUUAUUACUACCUAUGCUACCCUUGCCUCCGAGUUCUCGAAGCAAAAUCGGAGUCUCAUGCCGGCCGAGGAUGGAGAGGAUGACGGUGGAAGUAGCGACGGCGCUGGCACCAUCGAUAUCGACGAAUAUGGGAAUCAGGUUGUGCGACUUCCCAAACCGAAGAAAAGUGGUACAAAGAGGAAGAAAUCAGCCCUCACUCAAGCUAACAACCCUGCAGAAAUACCCAGCGCUUUGCAGAGCAUUUACUGGUUCCGUGUCGUCCUUGACGAGGCUCACUGCAUCAAAGAGACUGGGACUGUCGCAAGCCGUGCAUGCUGUGACCUGAUGGCAGAUCGGAGGCUGUGCUUAACGGGAACUCCUGUACAGAACAAACUGGACGACGUCUUUGCUCUCCUUAAAUUCCUCCGUCUCGAGCCUUUCGACGACAAGAACAUCUGGACGGAAUAUAUCGGCAGUCCAGUCAAGUUUGGCCAAGCCCUUGGUGUCGCGCGCCUCCAAACCAUCAUGAAGUGCAUUACUCUCCGUCGGACGAAGGAAUCGAAAGCGCCUGAUGGGAAGAAGAUCCUUUCUCUUCCACCUCGCCGUGAUGAGCUGGUCUACCUCAAGUUUGAUUCUCAAGAGCAGGAGAUAUACGACAGAUUUUUCAACGAGUCGAAGGCCGAGUUCGCAGACCUGUCUAGCAAGAAUGAGGUCAUGAAAAACUAUGUCGGAAUCCUCCAGAAGAUCUUGCGGCUUCGCCAAAUAUGUGAUCACUUUGAGCUUGUUCAAGGGAAGGAGCCUGGGCAGGAAAACAUCAAUUCUGACGGUGUUGGCUCUUAUGAGGAUAUCGUCGCCGCAAUCGUGAGGGAGGGUUUCAACAACGCGCGGGCAGCAGCCAUCUUCAACAUCCUACGCGAAUCCGCCACCACCCAAUGUGUCGAGUGCGGCUCCGAACUUUGCCUAUCAUCAGAGCUCAGCCAGGCCGACAUGGACGUUGAUGCACCUCCCAAUGCCCCGAAACGUGGACGACGACCCAAAGGCACUACAUCUCGCAGUUCAACACGUGCAAAUAGUCCCAACACCCCUCGGCCUGUCCUUACGAAGUGUCAGCACCUCUUCUGCAUCGAAUGUUAUCGCACAUCCGUCUGUCCUGGUUGGCCCAAUGUUGAUAUCAGCGUUCGGCGUUGUUGCUCUGCCUGUCUAACUGGUCUCUGUCCUGCUGACGCCUUCGAGGUCAAACCUGAUUCAGUGAUAGAAGGCGCCCAGAAGAAAAAGACCCAGAAACGCGAAAAGAGGCAGAAAGGUGGAUCCCUAGAGAAUUUCACUCCCUCGACGAAGGUCAAAGCGUUAAUGAGAGAUCUCGUCCAAUUUUCGCGGAUGAAUUCGCACUCGGUCAAUUAUGAUCCAGAGUUGGAAAUGACGAACAGUCAAGGCAUGAGGAUAGAGUGCGAUAUCGUGAAAACGGUCGUCUUUUCUCAAUGGACAUCCAUGCUCGACAAAGUGGAGGAUGCCUUGGAAUCUGCCGGUAUACGCUACGACCGACUAGAUGGCACCAUGAAGCGGGACGAGCGGACGCGUGCCAUGGACGCUCUGAAACACGAUCCAGGUUGCGAGGUCCUACUUGUAAGCUUGAAAGCAGGAGGCGUUGGUUUGAACCUCACUGCUGCUCAACGUGUAUAUCUCAUGGAUCCCUACUGGAACCCAGCCGUGGAAAACCAAGCCGUAGAUAGAAUCCAUCGUCUUGGUCAGACACGCCCAGUCACGACAGUCAAAUUCAUUAUCGAGAACUCCAUCGAAGCCCGACUAUUAGAAGUGCAGCGCAAGAAGACUGAAUUGGCAAAUAUGACCCUUGGCCAGACCUAUACCAAGUCAGAGUUGCUGCAGCGACGUCUGGACGAGCUUGCGCAACUGUUUGGUGCCUGA